Molecule: messenger RNA, 1836 nt
Organism: Cadophora gregata
Lineage: Eukaryota; Fungi; Ascomycota; Leotiomycetes; Helotiales; Ploettnerulaceae
Exons: 3
Coding region: 300-1652 (450 amino acids)
Source: RefSeq, a predicted model, not a curated record
GCCAAGGCAGAAUGCUGUUCCGUCUUGAUUUGUUUGUUCAUUUCGUUUCCCCUUCUCUCAAACAUUCCGAUAAUUACUUUCUGGCAUGCGGAUACCAAGCGCCAUAGGCCCACUCCGCUGUGAAGCCGAGAGAUCAUAUAACUGUUCCGUUCCUGUCACCAUGGAGGCGGUUUCUCUUCCCUCCCAAGCAAGCCUUUGAUUCCAGCGCUCCGUUCAUACCUUCGUUCUACCGUUCGAACUUUUUCGACCCUCACAUUCUUUUCAUCUGUGCGAUCUGUGAUCCACGACACUCUUUCAAAAUGCUUUCCAACGCUGCUAUUAUCGCUUCGCUGCUUACAGCCGUUUCUGCACACCAGAACUUCCACCAAUUUUGGGUCAACGAUGUUUCUCCAGGUGUUGACACUGGUAUUCGUAUGCCACCAUCCAACAGCCCUGUGACCGAUAUAACAUCAAAUGAUAUCACUUGCAACGUUGGAGGAAACACCGUCCCCUCAAAAGUUAUUACGACCGAGGCCAACGAGGGAGACACAAUCAAGGUCAAAUGGGACAGCUCCACCCACCCGGGUCCCAUCACCCACAUGCUUUACGGUCCUGUCGAUGAUGCAUCCAUGGCUACUGGUAUUGGAUCAUGGGUUAAGAUUGACGAGUUUGAUUCGGAGAAUGGAAUAUGGGCAAACGAAAUAAUGAUGGCUCAGGACAUGACCUACAGCUUCAAGUUGCCAACCGGCCUUGCCAGUGGCGAGUACUUGCUCAGAUCCGAGAUGCUUGCUCUCCACGGCUCUCAGACAAUCGGUGGUGCGCAAUUCUACAUUGGUUGUGCGCAAUUGAAGAUCACCGGUACUGGUUCAGCCGGUUUGUGUACCCCAGAGAUCCAACUUCCUGGAGCAUACACGGCUGAGGAGCCCGCCAUCUAUAUCCCGAAUGUCUACAAUGGCUUCGAGAUCUCUUCUUACAAGGCUCCUGGAGGAGAGGUUGCGGUCUGCGGAUCUGGAUCUGGAUCUUCGCCGGUCGCUCCAUCUGCCGCUCCUAUCGCCGUCUCCACUGCAACUGUUUUCCCAGUUCCAGCUUCCUCAGACGUUGCAUCCGCUUCGGCCGAGCCUAUAAUCACAUCCGCAGACUCAGUCACCAUCCCAACCGGCCUUCCAACAAGUUCUAUCGUGGUCGAGGAGACGUCUUCCGCCGCCGGUGUUAUUACCUCAGAAGCUCCUGUUGUUGAUGCCCCAGCCGUUACCAGCACCAAGAAGUCCGCCUGCAAAGCAAAGACAUCCACCGCAGCCGGCAUAGCCACCUCUGCCCCAUUCUCCAACUCUACCACCCCCGUCAGCACUCGCAAGUCGGCAUGCAAGGCGAAGACCUCCACUGCCACACCUGUCAGCACAAAGAAAUCAGCUUGCAAGGCUAAGACCUCGCUUGGAGCCGCAGCCAUCACUGACUUCGCUGGAUUGAACGUUCACGCCGCCGCAGCAACCGCCACAACUUUCCAAACUGCCACCCGACCUGCACCAUCGAGUGUUCCAGCUGAGACUAGCGUAGCCUCUCGCGAGAAUUCUGCUCCUCCUCCCGGUACAACCCUUGAUACCUUGCUGUCUUGGUUGUCAUCUUUCUACACUGCCAACAAGGGUACCAGAUACAACGCUGACACCGCCAUCUAAUUGCUCAAAGAGUGAAAGGGCUUGUAUAGUGAUGGGGACACGGUGAUCCCGCCUCACGGAUCUGUAUAUAGGUGUGAUGGGAGCAGGCCUUUGUCAGCGAGCCGUCGAUUCUUUGUAAAUAACUUUUUGGAUUCUUCUUGUAGACAUACUGUUCAUGAAAUAUACUAUGUAUAUGCUCAAACUA